This is a messenger RNA of Xenopus tropicalis (tropical clawed frog), 4975 nucleotides long. RefSeq names its product anoctamin 1, calcium activated chloride channel (gene ano1). NCBI's taxonomy places the organism in Eukaryota, Metazoa, Chordata, Amphibia, Anura, Pipidae. The record is from RefSeq and is marked validated. Gene Ontology annotation, molecular function: protein dimerization activity. Gene Ontology annotation, cellular component: membrane; plasma membrane.
GGCGUGUCUCCAGGUGUAAUCUGUGCGGAACGUUUCCCCGCCUCUGAGUAAGGCCAGGCGGAUAGGGUGAUUGGGCCCCGAAGGUACCAUUGGUGGUGCGCACAGUAUAUAGAAUAUAGCCGGACUGCUGGGCAUUCUUACACCGCGGGAAAUGGCCGCCAGAGACGACCAGCGCGCUGCCUGCGGAGGCUUCCAGCAUUCUUCUGAGCCCAGAGCAACUUCCAAUGAAACAAUGAGGGAAAGUCAGAAGGAGUAUGCGGACGAUAAUGACAACGGUAUCCACAUUAUCAAUAUCAAGGCUAUUGAAGACAUUGGAUAUGUCCAGUCUGAUGGCAUGUUACUAAAAUCCUUGGGAACAGAUCAGGAUAGCGCCUGUAAACAUGGCUUAUACUUUAGAGAUGGGCAGAAGAAGGUGGAUUAUAUCCUGGCAUAUACCUACAAGAAAUCCUCCGGCAGCAGAACACCAAACAAAAAAAACCAUCACAGCAACUCCGUACAUAGCUUGCACAGCACAAAGGAUGAUCACCAUCUCCCCGGGGGAGCAGCCGACCUGGAGGCAAUGGAAGCAGAGCCUAAAAUGGAUUAUCAUGAAGACGACAAGCGUUUCCGCAGGGAAGAGUAUGAAGGCAACCUGAUCGAGACUGGUCUAGAACUGGAAAGAGAUGAAGAGACUAAACAGCACGGCGUUGGCUUUGUAAAGAUCCACGCUCCUUGGAAUGUUCUGUGCAGAGAAGCUGAGUUUAUGAAACUCAAGAUGCCCACAAAAAAGUUCUAUCAAAUCAACCAGACUCCAGGCCUGAUGCAGAAACUGAGCUCUUUUAUUCAGAAAAUAAGCGAACCAAUUCAGCCCAAGGUUGCUGGGCUCCGACCCCAGACAGUAAAGCCUCUCUCCUACCCCUUCUCCAGGGAGAAGCAGCACUUAUUCGAUAUGUCAGACAAGGACUCGUUUUUUGACAGCAAAACAAGAAGUUCCAUUGUGUAUGAAAUCCUCAAGCGAACAACCUGCACCAAAGCUAAAUACAGCAUGGGAAUUACCAGCUUGCUUGCCAAUGGUGUGUACAGCGCUGCCUAUCCACUGCAUGACGGUGACUAUGAAAGUGAAGCCGAAGCCAAUGAUAGGAAGCUGCUGUGUGACGAGUGGGCAAGUUACAGCGUUUUUUACAAGUACCAACCAAUUGACCUUGUCAGGAAAUAUUUUGGGGAGAAGAUAGGCUUGUACUUUGCCUGGCUGGGAGUUUAUACUCAGAUGCUUAUUCCAGCUUCAAUUGUGGGAAUAAUAGUGUUCCUGUAUGGAUGUGCCACCGUUGAUGAGGAUAUUCCAAGCAUGGAGAUGUGUGACAAUAGAUACAACAUUACCAUGUGCCCCCUGUGCGACAGGACUUGUAACUACUGGAAGAUGAGCUCUGCGUGUGGUACAGCCAGGGCCAGCCAUCUCUUUGACAACCCAGCUACAGUAUUCUUCUCAGUCUUCAUGGCUUUAUGGGCUGCCAGCUUCAUGGAGCACUGGAAGAGAAGGCAGAUGCGCCUCAACUACCGAUGGGACCUAACUGGGUUUGAAGAGGAAGAGGAUCAUCCAAGGGCAGAAUAUGAGGCUAAAGUUCUGCAGAAAUCUCUGAAAAAAGAAUACAGGCACAAAGAGACUGAAAAGGAGAAGCUCACCUGGAGAGACAGGUUUCCAGCUUACCUAACAAACGUGGUGGGCAUCAUUUUUAUGAUUGGCGUGACGUUUGCAAUUGUGUUCGGAGUCAUCAUGUACCGAAUAUCCACUGCUGCGGCCUUAGCGAUGAGCUCAAACCCAAACACCCGUGCGAACGUGAGGGUCACUGUCACAGCGACGGCAGUGAUCAUCAACUUGGUGGUGAUUCUGAUCCUUGAUGAAGUGUAUGGGGCAAUUGCCCGGUGGCUUACGCAGAUUGAGGUCCCCAAAACUGACCAGACAUUUGAAGAACGCUUGAUAUUCAAGGCUUUCCUGCUGAAGUUUGUGAACGCUUACACGCCCAUUUUUUACGUGGCUUUCUUUAAGGGCAGGAUUGUUGGACGGCCUGGAGAUUACUACUAUAUAUUUCAGUCAUUUAGAAUGGAGGAGUGUGCCCCUGGUGGUUGUUUGAUGGAACUGUGCAUCCAGCUGAGUAUCAUUAUGUUGGGGAAGCAGCUGAUUCAGAACAAUCUCUUCGAGAUUGGAAUCCCGAAGAUGAAGAAGUUGAUCAGAUACCUUAAGUCAAAAAGACAGUCCUAUAAGGACCACGAGGAGCACUUAAAGAAGAAGCAACGUUAUGAGGAGGAUUAUGACCUAGAACCCUUUGCAGGUCUGACUCCAGAGUACAUGGAAAUGAUAAUACAGUUUGGUUUUGUGACCCUGUUUGUUGCCUCUUUUCCACUGGCUCCCCUCUUUGCUUUACUGAACAACAUCAUUGAAAUCCGGCUAGAUGCAAAAAAAUUCAUCACUGAGCUCAGGAGACCUGUAGCCGUCAGAGCAAAGGAUAUAGGUAUCUGGUAUAACAUCAUUCGGGGACUCGGCAAGCUUGCUGUGAUAAUCAAUGCCUUUGUGAUAUCUUUCACAUCCGACUUCAUACCACGGCUUGUUUACCUCUACAUGUACAGCCCUGAUGGCACAAUGCAUGGCUUUGUCAACCACACACUCUCCUACUUUAAUGUCACUGACUUUAAACCAGGGACUGAACCCAGCGAGCCUGUAGAUCUUGGAUACAAAGUUGAAUUGUGCAGGUACAAAGAUUACAGAGAGGCACCAUGGUCUCCGCAUAAAUACGAUAUUAACAAAGACUAUUGGGCUGUGCUGGCAGCACGACUGGCUUUUGUUAUAGUUUUCCAGAACUUGGUUAUGUUCAUGAGUGAUUUUGUAGACUGGAUAAUUCCCGAUAUUCCCAAAGAUAUCAGCGAACAGAUCCACAGGGAGAAAGUCCUCAUGGUUGAGGUGUUCCUGAAAGAAGAGCAGGGAAAACUGCAAAUGCUGGAAACGUGGAAGGAGCACGAACGGAGAAAAGGAGAAAACUGCAACAGCCAAAGCCCAGGACUUUCCCGCAGUCAGAGAGGAAGUUCGUCGUCUAUGUAUUCUCAUCGUGUGGAUGUUUAGAGAGCGCGCAGGGCAGUUUAAGGCAUUCAUUCCACUGAUAGAAAUUAUCAGCAGCUUGACCCACCCAAGAGCCCAUGAGUUCAUCUUUCAAGUUUAUUACCUUUUACCCUUGGUGGAAUUUGCAGGACCAUGUGUUUACAUGAGCAGCAACUGUUUAGAACAUGUAUCUGCAUGGGGGGAAAAUUAGCAAUAGUAUAGGUUAAUUUAAUCUCUAUUCGGUUUUCUUUUUGUUUGUGCCUUGUGCUGGAGAUCCUGCGAAACUCUUUAAGCUUUACUCGUAGAAUUAACCCCUGUGACUGCUGGAGGUCCAUUGAAAUAUUUUGCACAGAGUUCGGCCCGAGACAAGCCCCCAGUUGCGUGGAUAUCUUUACUGGACAUGCCUGUGCUGACAUUCCACAGUGGACAAUGUGUUUAAGUGCAGGCACCCUAAACUGAUUCUUGGGAUGACCCUCUCACGAGCCAAACACACAUUGGAAGGCGGAUGUAUUGGUUAUCUGUUGCACCACGUACCUCUUUGGUCAUGAAGAAUUUUUACUGUACUGAACAGUUCAGUUUAACGCAGCUCGCUAAGCCGAUGCUGUCCGUUGCAGCGCUAACAGGUUACGCCUUCAGAGAGAAUAUUUUUAUAGAAACUACCUAUGCAAUGUAAAGAUUUUCCUUUCUUUAUAUAAAUCUUUUAUACCUAUUUAUUGAUAACAAAGUUUAUUAGGAAGCGGUAUAGUCCUGCUUCCAUUUAGUCAUUUCAUGCCGGAAAAAAGAAAAAAAAUCUGCACUGGCCUUCAGUACAAGAAAACCCUCUGUGGUUAAUGAAAUUCAAUUGCCUUGUCUGUUCUGUUUUAUUGUUUUUGUUUUUUUGGGGAAUUUUCAUAGUUUGACAAAAACUGUUUUAACUUGUUUAUGCAACCUAAACUGUUACCUGCAAUGUGUAAUGUGUUUUUGUCUGCAGGCGUCGGCUGCCUUUUAGGACUGGCAAUGUUCCAUAACAUAAAGCCUGAGCUAGCCGUCGUUCUACGCACUGACCAACCAAAGACAUGAAAAGGGCUAUAAUAGCUUCAGCACCUCAAGAACGUUUCAUACCGUCCUAAAGUCGGAAUAGUUGUCUAAGUGACGGAAGUCACGAUUUUACGGUUAUAAGUGCCUGACCAUAUUAGUUGGCUGCAGCAGAUAUUCUGCCGGGUUACUUAAUCAGCAUUAUCUUCACUAUUAUUAGACUGAUUCAAAAUGACAAGUGUUGUGUGAGGGUGUGGGGUUAAACAUGCAGUAAAAUCCAAGUUGGUGUUUAAUUUCUUUAUUUGCAAAUGAAAAAAAUGUAUAUUUUAAACAAGGGUGGUGGUGAGCAACCCAGAGCAGCCUGCUGAUUGGUCAGGGCUUUCUAUCCACAAACCCACAGAAUUAACAAGAGGUAAGUGUAGAGCCUGUGUUCUUAAUGGGACUCGACCCUUAGUCGCUACUCUAAAAUUCCAGUCCUGUUGUUUCAGAAACACCGGUCUCCAUUUCAAAGCAAAAAUCUCACAUAUAUUUAUUUCAAAAAAGGAUAAUUUUACACACACAAAAAAUUGUCUUCCAAGAUUGACUAACCACAGUCUGGAGCUUUCAGCAUGUACAUGUGUAAAAGCUACAGGCCCUUCUAUCUAGAACUUCAUACGAUUGUUAGAGUUCAGGUUUACAUUUCACCUUGACAAUAAGUAGCCUGAUGUACAGCUUCUAUUGGUUGGCAACAUAGCAUGGAAUAAGAACGAAGGUUGGAAACGGAGAUGAUCUUUAUACGUUAUGGCACAUUUACAUGAUUAUUACAAAUUCCUUUCUUGGGUUUUUUUUUUGUUUUUUAAGUUAAAAUCUUGAUUUUGGUGAAAAUUAUAUAAAUAAAAUCUAAUAUGCAGUUAA